Molecule: messenger RNA, 687 nt
Organism: Aspergillus terreus NIH2624
Lineage: Eukaryota; Fungi; Ascomycota; Eurotiomycetes; Eurotiales; Aspergillaceae
Exons: 2
Coding region: 1-687 (228 amino acids)
Molecular function (GO): ATP binding; ATP-dependent chromatin remodeler activity
Source: RefSeq, a predicted model, not a curated record
AUGGCAACGCAGGAGGAUUCGCCGUUGAAAGGCUGUAUCCUGGCCGACAAUUGUGGCCUCGGAAAAACGAUCACAGUCCUUUCCCACAUCUUCUAUACCGCUGAGCGCGCCGCCCGCCAGUCCGUCAAUCCGAAUCCGCCUCCCUUCACACCGACGCUCAUCCUAUGCCCCGCCAUUCUGUUCCCAACGUGGCUCGGGGAGAUAGGAGCGCAUUACGGCAGACUACAGAAGAAAGCAGUGACCGUUGAUACGUUAGACGAGCUGCAGAUCCUGCUCCUGGUGCCCUCUAAUCUGCUGGUGGACGAACGGCCACCGCCCAAGCUCGUCCCGCUGGGUCGGACCCGGCAGCAGGUGCUGAUGGUGACGCCCAGCAACGAUGCCAUGAACAACCUCGCUUGCACCGCACAGGAGAUUGCGAACUCCGUCGUUAUCGACCACCAGGCUAUGGUGAUCCGCCUCUACGCAAGUGAGACAGAGGUCGCUAUAGCGCUGCAUCUCGCCAACCGCGAACGCCACGUCGCGCCGAAUGCCCGUCUAUCCAUCCCGCAGAGGGCGCUAGCCGAGGCGGUGGUACAGAUAUUAAUUGCCUGCGGCUGCGGACCGGGAGACUCCCUGCAGCACCUGGAGAAGAGCGACACGAUCCCGAUCGCAAUGCUGAAGCCGUGGCACGUUACCGGCUCGGCCUGA